Messenger RNA from Acanthoscelides obtectus, 254 nucleotides. The record is from the annotation of a GenBank genome assembly. NCBI's taxonomy places the organism in Eukaryota, Metazoa, Arthropoda, Insecta, Coleoptera, Chrysomelidae.
CUGACACGGAACAGAAGAAAACUAUGAAAAUCAAGGAGGCGAUAAAGGCGUCCCGACUGACGAUACGACCCUUAAAUCAUAUUGUAGUCGUUGUUGUGAUAUCAGCUGUUCUUACAAAAAAAAACUUGAGCAGAACGAGGAACAAAUAACUUGGGAUGAGGUACCUCUAGAGGAAAACUAUCACAUCUAUUAGGAGUAUGGCCAGACGUAUUUCUGAGUGCAUAACAAAUCAUUGUUACCUUUUUUUUUAUUAA